AAUUGCUUAUUUUAUAAUUAUAGCUUGUGUGCUGGUCUUAAGUUGGAAAGUGAAAUGAAAUUGUUUUGGCAAUAUACGCAUUUACAAGUUCAAUUUAUAAUGUGAUAUUAGAACAAAUUAUUACCAGAAAGAUGUUGGGAGUUUCUGUCAUAAAUGUUGUGUUGAUAUUCACGAUUAUAAGUGUACUUGUCAAAUAUGCAGAAACCGUUACUGCAGCCGAAAUGAAGACUCAUAUUACGACAACGUUCACGAAUUACGACACUCGUGUCCGACCAGUACAUGCUGAUCAGUCGGUGGCUAUAGAGAUUACUCUAGAUUUGUCUCUUGUCAGCAUAAACAACUUUGAUAAUUCUCAACAAAAGCUAGAGACAACUGGGUUUUUAGAAAUAUCUUGGACGGACCAAGUACUUGCUAACACCUGGCAAAACAGUGAUGUAAAGGAGAUACUUGUUCCACAAAAUGAAAUUUGGCUUCCUGACCUAGCAUUACAAAAUGGGUUCGAAUCUCUUAAAGGACUUGGAAACACAUUUCAUAAUGUCAAAAUAACAGAUGGCGGGCUUGUCACAUGGAAGCCGUACCAAGUAUUUGAAAGUGCAUGUAAUGUUGAAAUUACAUAUUUUCCAUUUGAUAAAACAACGUGCGAGCUAAAAUAUGUGAUUUGGAGUAAUCCAAAGGAUCUUGUUCUUGCGAAAAAGGGGACAAAAGGGCUAGACACGGGCUUGUACGGAGCAAAUAGCGAAUGGACGCUUUUGAAAACUACGGCAACGGAAUUUACGACUAACACGUCAUCUGGAGUAACGUUUUCUAUAGAAAUGAAGCGAAAGCCGCUGUAUUACCUCUUGAAUAUUCUAGUUCCGGUAGUGAUGCUUGCCGCUCUAAAUCCGUUUGUUUUUGCACUUCCGACAGCUUCAGGAGAAAAAACUGGUUUUGCAGUCACAGCUUUCUUGGCCUUUGCUGUCUUCAUAACGAUAAUCAGCGCUGAGCUUCCUGAAAAUUCCGAGAAGAUGUCAACCUUUUCCGCCUAUCUCUUCCUUAUGACAUUUGUUAGCACCUUGAUUUCACUGAUUACCAUUGCCGAACUACGUCUUAGCAGCCGGGACGCUGACAUUCCUGUUCCAGGGUGGAUACAAAGUAUUACCAAGUGUGUGCGCAGCAUGUCUUGCCGAACUUGUUUCGGGGGAAAUAGCGGCUAUAUCCGUGGAAUGAAAUUAUCUGUAUUUAUGAGUCGGCUAGCUGAUGACGUCACAUGGGAAGACGCCGUUGACGCACUUGACUUUGUUUUGUUUUGGUUAUUUUUCCUUAUUACGCUUAUUGUAACAACGGUUUGUUUUGUAGUCGCGUCGGUAGGCGGAGUAUCAUAGGUUCAACGUUUACAAAUACUUUAUCAUCAUUGCAAAACACGCUGAUAAAAAACGUUAUUUGGUAUCUGUAUAUUUAGAUAUAUCUUAUCAGGCUUAUUGUGUUUAUUUAACUGAUUUAGAAGUGGUUUGUUUGACAAAUGAUAGAAUAUUUUUUAUCUUCUUGCUAUCUUGUAUAAUAUAUAAUACAGUAUAUAGCGACAGCUUGUUUUUAACGGAUAUUAUAAUGUAAUCAAUCACCUGUCUGCUGCACGGUAUUUGUGUAAACUUAUAAUUCAUUGUAUACAAAAC
This is a messenger RNA of Ruditapes philippinarum (Manila clam), 1649 nucleotides long. Its product is annotated as acetylcholine receptor subunit epsilon-like. Gene Ontology annotation, biological process: regulation of membrane potential; chemical synaptic transmission; monoatomic ion transmembrane transport. Gene Ontology annotation, molecular function: transmembrane signaling receptor activity; neurotransmitter receptor activity; extracellular ligand-gated monoatomic ion channel activity. NCBI's taxonomy places the organism in Eukaryota, Metazoa, Mollusca, Bivalvia, Venerida, Veneridae. The record is from RefSeq and is a predicted model, not a curated record. The transcript has a single exon. Gene Ontology annotation, cellular component: synapse; neuron projection; membrane. Bases 132 to 1361 code for a protein of 409 amino acids.